Molecule: messenger RNA, 2403 nt
Organism: Orussus abietinus
Lineage: Eukaryota; Metazoa; Arthropoda; Insecta; Hymenoptera; Orussidae
Product: muscle M-line assembly protein unc-89
Exons: 7
Coding region: 191-2059 (622 amino acids)
Source: RefSeq, a predicted model, not a curated record
CGCUCAGUUGGUCGCGCGACUCCGGUCAGUUCGGAUCGUUCGUGCGCUCUCACGGCUUCUCAUUUCGCCCAAGGACCGCCGGCGCCCUCGGAAGCACGUCAUCUCUUCGGUCCUGCGCCCUGAGGACGAGGGGAUGAAAGGCUCUCCACGGAUCACGUGACCUGGGGGAAGGUGCGCAUCUCCGAGGAAGAUGUCGCGACUAAGGAAGCCCAGCAUCUCCGUCUACGACUAUCCGGAGCACCUGAACCCCUUCAAGGAUGACGAAAAGGCUUCUAAGGAUGCCCGGACGACUGUCAACGGCGACGCCAAAUUGGCACCUGUUAAAGAACCCAAGUCGAAAUUCUGGACCUUCGGGAGGAGUCGGAAGAAGAGGUCCAACAGCUUCUCCAUAAAAUCCACGUGGAGCGGACUCUUCGGGAAACGAAAGGAAAUCUCGGAAAUCCCGGAACGGACGACCGCCAUUACCACGGGUACGUACGGUCUCGGCCAAUCGGCGUCCGCCAUUCGUCAAGGUCCCACCAUCUCUUCGGCGUACAAGACCGAGCGACCCGUCGCUCCUCCUCGAGUAUCCAGAGACCAGCAGGAAUUCGACGAAGCCCUCGGGACUCUGGUCAGAAGGAGGAAAUACACCCUGGACAAUUCUUCGAGAUACGGUUCGAGUUUGACCGUAAAUGGCGACCCUGCCAGAUUGUACGAUGGCACUCCUCAAGAUACCACGACGUCCAUCAUGGGCGAUCUCACCCCGAAGGCACCUGCAAGACGGUUCGGCCAGGUGAGCCCGAGACCAAAAGACAAGAUACCUCCGCUGGACUUUGAAGACAAAGUGCAUAGAGAAAAUGGAGCGAUCGAGGAAAGGAACUCAGAACUCACUCCAGUGCCACCGAAGAGGAACAGUCAGAGGUCUUCGUUGAGACUGAACGUCACCUUGGAUUCUGAAGAGGAUUUUCCUGAGAGAGCCUCCAGGUCCAAUGAUGUAUCCCUUAGGGAUGAAAACGAGAACGUCGCGGAUGAUUAUGUCUUCAAAAGGUUCAGCCAAGAUGCGGUGAGAAGGUCGAAUUUAUCUAUCAACAGCUGUAUCUCCGUGUCCAGCACUGUAAGUGCGUAUGGGAGGAAGAAACGCAGAGCUCCUCAACCUCCUCGUCGGGUCGAACAAUUGGAAACUCCACGGGAGAACGAGGUACGCGUGCUGGACGUCUCCGGAGAUUCGAAGUCCCUGGAUGUAGGAGACAUCGCGAGGGUGACGGAAAACAUCGACGAGAUGACGAAGAAGAGCCUAGAAGCUGGCGAAGGGUCUUCGAGUACACCAACCAAAGAAGAAGAGACUUCCCAAAAAGAUGAGCAGCAGGACUCGGGGGAAACACAUAACCCUGAAGUCGAGGACUCGAAAUCUCCACCAGGUGAAAAUCCAGAAACCUUAACGAUCGAUCUAGAAGAGAAUCUGCAAGACAUCGUACAUGAAGAUGUCCCAAGUGGCAAGUCUUCACCGACAGAAGUCGAGGAAGUGGAGCUGCGAAAGGUCGAGGAGGAAAAUCUGGAGAUAAUCGAGGAAUCUAUUCAGGCUGUCGAUGAGGUUUCCCUUCGAAAAAGAGGUUCUUCGGGUGCUUUGUCAAGAAGCGACAGCUUCUCCGUGAAGGAGGAGAUCGAGAAGAUAGAGAAGCAGAUCAAAGCUCUCGAGGCGAGGAGUCCGAGUGAAGAGAACUCCUCGGAGGAGAUCUCUGGGACCAGACUCAGCAUCCAGGCUAAUCGAAGGAGCUUCUUCAAGAACAUGAUGGACGACAAGGAGAUCAAGGUCGAGAUGAAGGAGGUCCCUCGUAGCAGCAACGAUGUCGAAGUUGUUAGACUCCCGGAACCUCCGAUUCCUGUCGAAGCUUCCCUGGAACCCGUCAAGGUUAUCGAGUUGCAUAUUUCAGAGCCCAUCAGAAGGAGGCCAGAAAUACUUGAAGAUGUCAACCCUGUUCCGAAGCCUCGUAGGAACAGUGCCCAAAAUUCACUUAGGAGUUCCUCGAGACGAGGCUCGGCCGAGACUGUUCAGGUAGAUAAAAGAGGAAGUUCGUUCUAAGGGAUACAAAAUUUCGUUUCGAUUAUCAUGCAGAGUAAAGACAUCGAACCAACAGUGAGAUUUACGCCAAGUGCAAUUAUUUACGGGAGACUUACGAUAUUAAAUUUUAUAGUCCUGUUUCUGAGCAUGGUUCGAUGAACAUUCAAGCUCUUACGGUGUGCUUCGAAGUGAUAUAUUGCAUAUCGAUGUGUAACAAUAUUUCUUUAUACGUAGGAUUACGAUCCUCAGUGGAUGUCUUGUGACCGAUGGGUGCUUCUUUACGAGCGUCGUUGUACCACGUGUACCUAGCAUUUUCAUUAUUUAUUGAUAGGAAAUAAAUCGAUCUAAGGAGUCUCGAAGGAAAA